AUGUCUCUUGCUGUUUAUUCCUUAGAUGAUGUAUCAAAACACAAUACUAGACAAAGUUUAUGGUUAGCUAUUCAUGAUAAAGUUUAUGAUAUCACUGAGUUCAUUUUAGAGCACCCUGGUGGUGAAGAAGUCUUAUUUGAUGAAGCAGGUAAAGAUGCUACUGAAGCAUUCGAAGAUAUUGGUCACUCUGAUGAAGCCCAUGACAUGUUGGAAAAAUAUUUAAUUGGUACUUUGGACGAAGCCUCUCAAAACAAAGAACGUAAAUUCAAUGUUAUUCGCGCUGGUGAACUUCCCGAGACUAAAAAAUCAGUCGCAUCUUCUCUUCGUGUUAUUUUGCCCGCUCUUGCAGUUGUUGGUAUUAUUGCUUACAAGUAUUUAUUUGCUCCUAAAUCUCACUAA
Cokeromyces recurvatus is the source of this 399-nucleotide messenger RNA. Its product is annotated as cytochrome b5. The transcript is spliced from 6 exons. Bases 1 to 399 code for a protein of 132 amino acids. Lineage: Eukaryota; Fungi; Mucoromycota; Mucoromycetes; Mucorales; Mucoraceae. Gene Ontology annotation, molecular function: heme binding. Gene Ontology annotation, cellular component: intracellular membrane-bounded organelle; membrane. The record is from RefSeq and is a predicted model, not a curated record.